CGCAGAAUGCUACUACACUACCUCUUUCCAGCUCCUUCAAUACAAUCUGCACCAAAACCCAACCCUAGAAAUUCUUGAAGAAUUUGAAUUUUUCAUCUUACCAAAACUUCGCUAUACCCUUCACUUCUAUCAAUCCGAAUACAAUUCAGAUUUAGACGCGUCUACCUAGAUUGGUAGGCUUGCAAAAGAGCCACCAUGGGUCGCGAGGUGCAUGUAAACAUGGACAGUGACAAGAGAAAGGAGAUGUUGCAUAAACUCGAGUUGAAGCAUCAGAUAAAUGUUAGCGGCACCGAACUCCUCGUCAAAGAUGAAGAUGUCCGCCGGUUGAGACUUCGAAUCCUAAUGUUGCGAGAUGAGAACACAUCUUUGCGGGAUCAAAUCGCGAACAACGAUGAGAUAAAUACGAAGCUUGCAGCCCAAUGCGAUGGCUUGAGUGCCCAGAUUGAAGCCAAGAUGGACGUAAUUCGCUCGCAGGAACAGCAAUUACGAAAACAGGAGCGAGAAUAUUCAAACCUAAAGGCGGAACUCCAAGCAAUGAACAGCGCAACGCAAGAUUCCACCAACCUACUCGCCGAAAAGCUAUCUUUAAGCCGUGAAUUAGCCGUUUUGAAGCCCGAAAUCGAACAUUUACUAUCACAAGUAAAUCAUCAACAAGCUACACUUACAGAAAAGUUAGCUUUAGAACGCCAAGUGACUACACUCGAAGUUGAACUUGCAAACGAGAAGAAGGCUACCAAGCGAGCAAUGCAAAAACGCGAAAGCAACGAUCGAGUCGAAGACGAUCUCCGACAAAAGCUACGCGAGACUGAGAAGAAACUAACGGCCGAGAAGACCGAGCGCCAAAGACUCGAAGACCAGCUAGAACAAGAGAAACGAACAAACCAGUUUGCCUUGCAAGAACAAGACAGCACCCGCGAAGUAGAAGCCGACCUUCGGAAGAAGUUGCAGGAAGCCCAAAAGCAACUACGACAAGAAAAGGAUGACAGAGAAAGGCUAGAAGAGGAACUCCAAAUUUCCAAGCUUGCCGCAAAGAAGACGCAAAAGAGUCAAACGAAUAAUAAUUCAGAUGAUGAACUACGGUCGCAAAUUGAUGAGCUGAAGUGCAAUCUAGGCUCUCAAAAGAAAGAGAACGCGAAGAUCCGCAAAGAGGGCCAAGCGGCUGUGAUAGAAGCCAGUACUCGCAAUGAUCAGCUCGAGAAAAAAGUCGAGAAGUUAAAGACGAAGCUACGCGAAACUCAGGAAGAGCUUAAGCAAUGCCAAAUAGACCUCCGAAAAGCUCAGCAAUCACGACAUUCGACCUCCUCAGAUGAUACCACCAAAAUCAACGGCCGAUCACAGGUCUUUCGUAAGAGAAAGGGCCAUGAUACGGCUCCGGGCGAUUUUACGCAAAUUGAGAUACAAACCCCGGGAGCAGAUAACCAUACAAAAACCCGCAAUGUGUUCAAGAAGCAAGAGCCUACGUUGGUGGGUGAGAAGUCCGCAUUCUCUAUCACUCCCUUCUUGAACCGCACCAAGAGUAUCAUGGAGGAUACUCCCAAAACAAACGAAGAAGCAUCAAAUACUUCAGACCCCGCCGCACCAGAUGCUACCGAGCCUGUCGAGCCUACAACAACGACAGUUCCUCUAGCCCCAGCAGGGGAGGUUCCCGAGAAGGAACCUACCCCUCCCGCUCCUGAGGAGAAGGAGAAGUCCAAACCUGGUCCCAAGUCUCGUGGUCGACCUAAGAAGGUCCUUGGCGAGGCUCCAUCGGCCAAAAAGAACGCACAGCCCGUCCCGAAGAAAUCACUAAAGACCAAAACGAGUCUCGAGAAGGUCGUAGAAGAAACCAAGGAUGAUAAUCAAGAGAACCAACGUGAACCUGCCGAGCCUGCGGAGAAGACUACAACUGUUAAGUUCAACUUUAAUCUCCCGCAAGACGAGAGCCUGUCUAGCGCCAACGGCGAGCUGCCCAAGAAGAAGAAGCGCAAGGUCCUAGGCUCGACCAAGACAUUGUUCGACGACGAGGAAGGCGAGGCGCCACCGGCUAGGAAGCCAGCGAAGAUCCAAUUAGGUGCGAAGAGGACAAUAGGAAAGGCGCCUCUCGGCGUGAAGAGGAAUGCAUUUGCUGGUUCGGCUACCUUCUCGCCCCUGAAACGAGAGCGUAGAGGUGUUGGUGCUAGUUUCCUAGCAUGACCUACAGAUUGGGAGAUAAUUCAGGGCAACAGAUUUUUCACAUGAGUCACGGAAUGGGAUCGGGAUGGGGUUUUAUGCAUGCAUUGGCGUUUAUUAAUUGCUUUCUUACAGAUCAGGGAUAGGAACGGACUGUAGG
This is a messenger RNA of Hypoxylon trugodes, 2308 nucleotides long. RefSeq lists its product as uncharacterized. NCBI's taxonomy places the organism in Eukaryota, Fungi, Ascomycota, Sordariomycetes, Xylariales, Hypoxylaceae. The record is from RefSeq and is a predicted model, not a curated record. The coding region runs from base 196 to 2172 and encodes 658 amino acids. The transcript has 3 exons.